Messenger RNA from Selaginella moellendorffii, 2151 nucleotides. RefSeq names its product flocculation protein FLO11. The transcript has 3 exons. Lineage: Eukaryota; Viridiplantae; Streptophyta; Lycopodiopsida; Selaginellales; Selaginellaceae. The record is from RefSeq and is a predicted model, not a curated record. Bases 1 to 2151 code for a protein of 716 amino acids.
AUGGGGUGUGGAGCAUCGAAAGAGAGCACUGAAACAGCAGUAGGGAACGUCGCGCAGAGUGUGAGAGCGGCGAAUUGCAACAAAAGCACCUCUUGUGCCUUGGCAGCAGCGAAGAGAAACGAAGAAGUCGCCGCUCGAUCGCCCUCGCCGGCUCCACGGCCACAGAUUGGCCCGAGUUUCAGAGAUUCCAGUUCUUCGCCCCGGCCUACGAGCGAUUCAAUCGCGACGCAACUUGGAAGUGACGUGCAAUCCGCCGCUACUCUCGACUCCGGGGACUUCCCAGCUGCUGCUGAAUUCGCCGAGCCUGGCUUGGAUUCCUCCGCUACUGCCGAAGUAGUGGACACUGCCGAGGUUGUGGAAACCGCCCAAGUUUUGGAGGCCGAGAUCCUGGAGCCUGCUUUGGAUACUUCCACUGCUGCUGGAUUGAUCAGAGCUCCAUCGCCACCACCCGAGUUCCAACUCUGCUACUCCUGUCAAUCGGUGAUAGAGAAGUUGGAGGAGAGGAAUGUAGCAGUGAAUAUAAACUUCACUAGUACCUCUUCGUUACUCUCGGCGAGGAGACAGCAGCUUAUCAGAACACCAGCUCCGCAGCCAAACGUCACGGAUUCCCGAGCCUCGACACCGAAAAGCACUGCAGCUUCUCCUGCCGCUGAGCCGAUCGUCGCGGCUUCACAAGAGCUUCUUCCUCCCGACGAUCUCGUUGCCUCGGCAGCCUUAGCCGCCGAGUCGAGAGCUUCAUCCAGAGCCUCGUCAAGAGCUCCAUCGCCGCGAGCUCCAUCGCCGCCAUCCGAAGUACCUGCGGCUGAAGUUCCGGUUGUCAGUCAGGAAAAGUUGGAAGAGAGUGCAAACUCCACUUUGAGGAGACUUAGCAGCAGGACACCAUCGCCCGCUCCUCGGCCACUGGUUUGCGAGUGCAGAGGUUCAUCACCAAAGAUCACCACCCUCGAGUCUAGAGGUUUGUCGCUGGCACCGGUGUUGCAUUCUGCUGCAGAGUCGAAAGCAUCGUCUCGAGCACCAUCACCAGCGCAUGCAGACGUAGAAUCCAGAGCAUCCUCUCCUAGGCAACUGUUGAGUAGUUUCAGGAGGCAUGUUAGCAGAAGCCCGUCGCCGGCACAGAUUAUAAGUCAGGCUAGUAGACAUUCCUCACCGGCUGUGGCAGUCGAGAUCGCCAAGAGACAUAGCAGCAGGAGCGCUUCACCUGCUCCACUUCCCGAGGUUUUCAAGUCCCAGACCGUUCCAGCUGACAUCGCCGCAGAUAGCUCGAGCAAAAACACGUCGAGGGCCUCGUUGGCUUCGUUGAAAGAUAGCAAAAGUUCACCGGCUGUAUCCGAGAGAAAUGGAAAAGUCUCGCCAUAUGCGCCUUCGCCAGCUGCGGGAAGCAGAGCCUCGUCUAAAUCACCGGCUCUGUCGACAAGAGCUUCGUUCGGUGUUGGAGACGAGGAAGGCGAUUUGCUUUCGGCGUCUGCGGCAGCUGCUCUGAAAGCCAUUGUGCAGAGAGUGACCAGUGAGUUAGCGGAAAAGGCUGUCACUCACCACGACCUUGUGCGAGACGAAGAAAAAAAGACAUCCGACACAAUUCCGGACCAAGCUAAGAACGAACCGGAACCUGGCAAAGAAGAGAAGACUGAUGAAAUCUUGUCAACUCAAAGUGUUGAAGCCAAUAAGCAAUCCAGUGCCACCGCAGCACCUGCAAAACUUGCGGGAAAGGGUCACUCGCCAAGACCAGGAUUGUACGAAUACUACCUGGGCCUUCGAUCCGGAGAGUACAACAUGUCUCCCCCGUCAUCUUCAGCUUCGUCCCAGAAUGAUGCACUCGCCGGUAUCAAGGAUGCUCUGGACGAGAUAGACAUCACCAAAGACCUGAUGGAAGAGAACGCAGCAGCCACAGCGAAGCUGAGCAGUCCCACUUUGGACGUGGAGAGCAUCUAUAAUGAAAUCAGGAAGCUGACGUUCUCGGAGUACGAGAAACUGGAGCAGAACGAUGACAGCAGCAGUAUUGAGCAUGAAACGGAGAUGGUAAGUACCACGACGAAGACUCAAGUUCUGGCGGAGAAGGAGCAUGUCGCCAGCCCCCUGAGCUCCAAAGGCUCUAUUGAAGAAGGUGAACGUCUCAAUCAUAAGCUUCAUGAACUAUUGACAAGAAUGCCAUAG